Lodderomyces parapsilosis is the source of this 1710-nucleotide messenger RNA. It is a transcript of the gene DOT6, whose product is annotated as Dot6p. The record is from RefSeq and is a predicted model, not a curated record. Bases 1 to 1710 code for a protein of 569 amino acids. NCBI's taxonomy places the organism in Eukaryota, Fungi, Ascomycota, Pichiomycetes, Serinales, Debaryomycetaceae. The transcript has a single exon.
AUGGAGAGGGAUAGUGAGUCCAUGUCCCCAGAGUCUUCGCUAUCUGCGAGCCAAGCCUCACCAUCGACUUCACAAAAAGUAUCUAGCAGAACUCCAACCUCUUGGGAUGCCGAAGAUGACGUUCUACUAAUGCACUUGAAAGAUAGACAAAAACUAGGAUGGAAAGCGAUUGCCAGUCAUUUCACGAACAGAACUCCCAAUGCCUGUCAAUUUCGAUGGAGAAGAUUAAAGUCUGGGAAUUUAAAGAAUCCACCAAAGUCAGCCGCAGCAUUGGGCGAUCAAUUCAAACAGAACCCCACGAUGACAAGCUCAACUUCAAAGAAAAAGGCUCGUUUGAGCUCAGUAUCGAAAACGGACACAGCCGAAUCAGAAUUCACAUACGACGCAACACCAACAGGAGGAUUUCAAGGUUUCGACAACAGUAUAUCUUCAGCGUUGGCAGGGCUUAACGCUCUAUCAAAUUCACCAUCAUACAUUUCCAGUCCUGCCAAUGCUACUACUCCUAAGAUGCAGGCUGCUUCGCCAGGAGUUUACGGCUCAGGCCGAGCAAGUCUGAUCACCAGUCUAAGUCACAAGUAUGAGGGCUCACCGGAAUCAGAAAAUCCUAUGGAAACACUGAGCCGAACUGGAAUUGUGAUUCCGGGAACAAAUGGAUCAGGUGGUUAUUACGCAGACAUUUCCGUUGACCCUACGAUGAACUUGCCCCACAAUAGGUCACACCCCGAGACCCCGUCAUCACUAACACCACGAAACUCAACUUCCAACGCAACUGCACGUAAUCGAGAUAGCACAAGCAUACAUCCGCGAGAUUAUAACUCUGGCUCCAUCUCAGUCGCGGCAGCUGCCUUGCGUAAUAAUUCAAUAAUACAAAUUACACAUGAUGAAAGAGCAUCAAUACUGUCUAUAGCGAGGGCAUCAGUAUCCUCAUUGCCUUCAAAAUCCAUGAAUAUACCACACCAUCAACUGGGAGCUACAUCAUUGGCACAUCUCCCCGUCCUUUUUGGGAGCGCUGGAAGUAUCAGUGGACCCUCGAGAAAUUCAAGUAUAAGUGGCACAGCUGGUGUACAUCAGACAACAGUUUCCAGCUUGAGAAACGGGUCGUUGGCUGGGCCAAGUCUGGGGUACUAUUCUAGAUCCGGGUCCGUCGUUAUCCCACAUAAUACAGAUAAAGCGGACGAACCUUUGAAAAUAGACAAGGAGAAAGUUGAUUUUAGUAACAAAAAAUUGCAAAAAAUGAAAAAGAACUUACCUUCGACAAGUCAUACCAAAAAGAAACAAAAGAGCACCAAGCUAGAUCUUCCGUGGACAAUGGAGGAGGACGAACUUUUGAUCAAUAGACGAAGUAGGGAAUUGUCGUUUGCUGAGCUAUCUAUUCUACUACCCCAGAGGACAGAAGGAGAGAUUUGGGCACGUAUAGAUUAUUUGGAGAAACUAAGGAACGGGAAUGACGCGGCUUCUGGUGGAAGAGACCGAAGGGGCAAUGGGCGUUCAUCUAUAGGGUUAGAUGAUGUGCAUGAUUUGUACGAUGAUGACGAUGAUGAUGAUGUGAUUGGUGGUAUUGGAAUUGGGGUCAGUGAUGAUGAAGACGAUAAUCCAUUAAUUGACGAUGAUGAUGAUGAUGAUGUUGACAACCUUGGAGCGAUGAGAGCGACUAAACGACGAGCCAGCUCCGCAAUCAACCCUUUGGUUAAACGUCCACUUAAAAGGUAA